AUGGACAAUAGAAAUCAUACAAGUUGGGUCACAGAAUUCACACUGCUGGGACUGACAAAUGACCCAAUGACUGAGCUCAUCCUCUUUGUGUUCUUCUUGGUGGUAUAUAUUGUGACUUUGCUAGGAAACUCUUUAAUGAUCAUCACAAUCACUUUUUCCUCCACCCUUCAGUCUCCUAUGUAUUUCUUUCUUCGUAGCCUCUCUAUGAUAGAUAUAAGCUUUACCUCCUCCACUGUACCGAAACUCCUGCUGGAUUUUAUUUCUGAGGUGAAAAGGAUCUCCUUCACUGGAUGUGUGGCUCAGUUAUAUUUCUUUAUAGCCUUUGGAGGAAUUGAGUGUGUUCUUCUUGCUGCUAUGGCAGGGGAUCGCUAUGUGGCCAUUUGUAUGCCCUUGCGUUACAAAGAAGUAAUGAGUUGGAGAGUGUGCAUGGCGCUAACAGUGAUUUGCUGGAUUAUUGGACUACUAAACUCACUGGCUCACACAGUGUUUACAUUUAGUUUACCAUUCUGCAAGUCUAAAGCUAUCAACCAUUUCUUUUGUGAUAUUCCUCCACUUCUCUCCCUUUCCUGUGCAGACACAAGAUCAAAUGAACUGGUUGUGUAUUUUGCAGGAGGUUCCGUUAUUCUGGGGUCUUUCUGUAUAACCCUUCUUUCAUAUAUCUUUAUUGUUACAACAAUAAUAAAAAUUAAGACAUCAUCGGGUAGACUUAAAGCCUUUUCUACAUGUGCCUCCCACCUUACAGUAGUCACACUUUUCUUCGGAACCAUUUUAUAUACAUACAUCCGUCCCACUUCCACCUAUUCACUAGACCAAGACAGGGUAGUCCCUGUACUCUAUGGAAUUAUCAUUCCUAUGUUGAACCCUAUAAUUUACAGUUUCAGAAAUAAAGAAGCUCAAGGAGCUAUAAGGAAGGUUAUUCUGAGAAAAAAAUCUGGCCUGUACUAGUUAUUAAGUAUGCUAAACAUUUUGCACCCCAAUAGCAUUGUGUAUUCCAUGUGAAUAGAGCAGGGCCACUUGCCAUGGUACAAAGUGAGAACUAGGUACAGUUUACAGCAAGUUACCAGUGACAGCAAAAAGGAACCCCUAGUAACAUGAAGAGACAAAAUUCUAGUUUUUAAGAUAUAAAUUUAGCUCUAAUAGUGCAGAGAGCACAAUUGCAGAAAGGCUGCCUCAGGCAAAGAAUCAUUCCUGAAUAAACGUUCAAUAAAAGUUUGGAUACAUGGAGAAAAUAAA
Messenger RNA from Xenopus laevis (African clawed frog), 1233 nucleotides. RefSeq names its product olfactory receptor 1019. The record is from RefSeq and is a predicted model, not a curated record. The transcript has a single exon. Lineage: Eukaryota; Metazoa; Chordata; Amphibia; Anura; Pipidae. The coding region runs from base 1 to 945 and encodes 314 amino acids.